This is a messenger RNA of Xenopus laevis (African clawed frog), 2726 nucleotides long. It is a transcript of the gene itf54.S, whose product is annotated as TRAF3 interacting protein 1 S homeolog. Gene Ontology annotation, molecular function: microtubule binding. NCBI's taxonomy places the organism in Eukaryota, Metazoa, Chordata, Amphibia, Anura, Pipidae. Gene Ontology annotation, biological process: regulation of microtubule cytoskeleton organization; animal organ development; system development. The record is from RefSeq and is a predicted model, not a curated record. The transcript is spliced from 15 exons. The coding region runs from base 158 to 2026 and encodes 622 amino acids. Gene Ontology annotation, cellular component: axoneme; ciliary basal body; intraciliary transport particle B.
GACGCUUAGUAACAGGAGAGGCGACGCAUGCGCAGUUGUUAGGGCGCGAUGGCUUGUUGGUAAGACAGGGUUGCCUGGCGCUGCAAAAGACCGUAGCCAGAAAGUGGUGGCUGCAAGUUCGGGGGACGGAGGGUCGGGCGUUUAACUUGUCAGCGAGAUGGACCCUGCGGUUAUUGGGCGCACUCUCGAAACCCUGGGAAAAGUCAUUCGGAAACCUCCUCUGACUGAGAAACUGCUGGGGAAACCUCCAUUCCGCUAUCUGCACGAUAUCCUGACUGAGGUGAUCAGGACAACUGGGUUCUUUAAGGGACUGUAUACAGACUCAGAACUUAAAUCAGAUAAUGUAAAGGAAAAAGAUGCCAAGAUUAACUUUUUACAAAAGGCUGUUGAUGUUAUUGCACUGGUAACUGGAGAGCCACUGACUGUAAAACCUGCCCGAAUUGUGGCUGGGCAUGAACCAGAGAAAACCAAUGAGCUGCUUCAAGCCAUAGGAAAGUGCUGCUUGGAAAAGCUGUCCAGUAACGAAGCAGUUAGAAGAGUUUUGGCAGGGGAGAAGCCAGACUCAAGGGUGAAGUCAAAUUCCAAACCUCAGGACAAAGUCAGCAUAGAUGCCAAAGACAAGGAUCGAAAGAGGAAUAAACAGGACAAAAGGGAAUCCGAUAAUAGGGAGGGAAGUGGCAGUAGAGAAAGGAGAGAAAAACAUUUUGAAGAGGAAAGGAAAAAUGUAGAGAAAGAGAGAGAGCAGAAGAAGGAGAGUGAAAAAGAUCGAGUAGGAGAAGAACAGAGAAAUGGCUUGAAAGAAGGAGAAAAAAUGAAUAAAGAAAAGAACAAAGCAAGAGAUUCCAGGUUGGAUACAGAGAUAAACAAAAUCAAGGAGAAAAACAGGGAUCGAAAAAGCGAUGGGAGCCGGAGGAAGGAGAAGGACAGAAUCAAAGAAAAUGGAUCGGAAAGAGACCAUGGAAAAGAGCGUAGUAAAGAGAUGGAUCCAGAAAGGCAUAAAAGAAAAGAGCGCGCAAGAGAGGAUGAACAAAGAGAAAGAGAAGAAAUUAAAAUCAAGGAGCAAGAAAAAACAAUGCGUAAGUCUAAAGGAUCAGAUAAUUCACCCAAGAGGGCAUUAGAGGACCCUAUGAAAGAAAACAAAUCUGCAGCAGAUAAAGAGAGGCUUUCAAAUGCUGUUAAGGCAGAGCGACCUUCUGCUUCCAAAUUACGGGAGAGGCGUCCAGCAAGGUUUGAUAUGGAAGGAGAGUCAGACAGUGAAGAAGAAAAAGAAUCCUCAGAGCCCCCCGCUACAGAUUUUAAGGAAAAUCUAGAUGUUCAGUCACCGAACAUGACUCAGAGCAGGCGUAUUCCUCGCCCAGGCAGUGCUCGUCCGGCACCCCCUCGAGUCAGACGACAAGGAAGUGCAGAAGUUCCUGUUCCAGAAAGGGUUGGCAGUGGAAAAGAGCUCGCUAACGUUAUUGUUGAUAAAGAAAAGGAGGAUGAUGAUGAGUUUGUUGUGGAGGAAGCUCCUCUUCAGUUGCCAGAUAUGCCUGAAAUGGAACUUGGGCAAAGAGUGGAACUACGAGAAGAUGAGAAGCAUGGUGCCCUUGUCAACAAAAUCUUAGAAACCAAGAAAGACUAUGAUACUCAGGCAGAUACAGAAAAUAAGGAGAAGGUUUUCCUAUCUGAUGCGGGGAAGAAACAAGAGAAAGAUCUGGUGAUAAGGGAAAUCGAGAAACUGCGUAGUUCUAUUCAGACGCUGUGCCGAAGUGCCCUACCUUUGGGAAAGAUCAUGGACUACCUUCAGGAGGAUGUGGACACGAUGCAGAAUGAGCUGCAGAUAUGGAGACGGGAGAACAAUCGGCAUGCCAAAGCAUUGCUCCAGGAGCAGAGUGUCACUGAGACAGCUGUAGAGCCCCUGAAGGCAGAACUAGCAGAGCUUGAACAACUGAUCAAAGAGCAGCAGGACAAAAUAUGCUCCAUGAAAGCCAACAUUCUGCGCAACGAGGUGAAGAUCCAGAAGAUGGUGCUGAGAAUUAACGUGUAGCAUCUAGGGUGUUGUGUAAUGAUGCCAACUGCAAGGAAUUUCUUUACCGAUUCCCAUGCCAAGUGAAAGGUUCAGCUGGUCUGUUGUGCUCUUGUUGCUGAUGAAUUGUUCCUGUCUUUAUAAAUUUCCGGCAUUACUCUCUCUCUCAGGAGUCUCCUCUUCUGGAAUGUCAUGCUGUAAGGCUUGUAGAUUGCAGAAGAGACUUCUCCUGCGCUUUAUACAAAGCCAUAUGUUUUUGGUGAGAAUAGGAGAAGCUAUAUGCAUACAGAAACACCAUCAGUAUCUGUAUUCAGAAUUUGCUCAUUCAUUGGACCUUUCACAAUGCAGAUAACAAUCAAGCACUUUGUUUCUCAAAACUGCACUAACAGAGUGAAAGCUCUUUACAUUUUAUAAAUUGUCUGCAUCUGCUUUCCAACUCACUGUAGCCUCUCCACUUUCAUUGACUCUGAUUUUGCUGAAGGAUCUCAGAGUAUGGGGAUAUUCUUGCAGAGCAUGCAGCUCUUCUAAUAUAAAGCCUCCUAUUACUACUGCACUAUGAGUUAGACAGUUAUAAGAUGUAUGGACUUCUACGUUUAUAUAUUGUUUUGUUAUUUAUUUUGUGUAUUUAUAUACACAGAAAUUACACACUAUGAAUUUUGUAAAUCAUAAAAUAUUUUUUUUAUUUUUAAUGUUUGAUUAAAUCUGAGGGGAGAAGUGUCAA